CAAUGAUCCAUCUUGCUCUUCCUUUCUCUCAAGGGUCUCUCUCAAUCAUUCAAACACCACACCCAUUUACAUGGUAUCCCUCACAAGACCUUCAUUCAUCCUUGUUUUGUGCAUUCAUCUGUCCAGCAAUGCACUCCUCUGUCUGAAAGACCACUCCCACUAUUAAUGGACCAAGCCAAUCAUUCCCCACUCCUACUCUUCUUGGCUCUCAUCCUGUUCUCACACUUGCUCUGGACAGUUGUAAGGACAAUGCCGGAGGAUGAGGGGAAAGACAAUUAAAGGCAAGGUUAAUUACAGAGGCAAGGAAGCCUUUAUGACAAAAUGCUGGAUGUAAAUGGACCAUAAAUACAGCAAAAUCCAGGCCUAUAUAUGAAAAGGGGACGCUCUACCUGUCCCAUAACAAGCUCUGAAAAUCAUAAUUGAAAAGGACAAUAUGCAAGAGAAGAGAGACAGGUGGAAGGGAAGACACACAAGAGAAGGCCUGUCCUGUGAUGACUUGCUGUUUCUGCUCAGCAUUUUGGAAGGGGAACUACAGGCAAGGGAUGAGGUAAUUGCUGUUUUGAAAUCAGAGAAGACAGAUUCAGGUCUACUGAGGACCCACUAUGGUUUCAGCAGACAGAAGAUGGUGCUUCAUGCCCUGCGGAUAGACUCCCUCUGGGCCCAGCAGGACCACUUGCAGGAUGUGUACGAAAGACCUAAUGCUGAGCUCAAACACUUGGUGGAAGCCCACGAGCAUUCCUCAAAACAGAUGAUGAAGCAGCUUCAGGAGGUUACCCGCUCUCAUUCUGACGCCCUGCACAGGCUGGAGGAAGAAGAAAAAAGCCACAGGGCUUUGAUCCACAAGAGCAACAGCCUUACCACUCUGCUGAAGCAGGACAGAGAGAGACUCAAGCUGUUGCUUAUAAAGGAAAGAGAGUACCAGGAAAUUAAAGAGAAGAAAAAUGAAAGAGAAGUAUCCAUUCUAAAAAAGGAGCUGACCGAGCUGAAGGCUUUUGCACUGCUAGUUGUAAAGGAGCAAGAGAGACUGAGCAAGCUGCUGGAGAAGCAGAAACGCUGUACCAAACAACUGACGGCUAUCACUGACCAUAUCAAGCAGAGGCUUAGUGCUCCUAGACGAAGAGCAAAGGUGGGGGAGGAACUGAAAUCGCUGCAUAUCGGGGUUGAGCUCCACAAUCAAGUUUCCCUCUUCCACGAAAGCCAGAACAACAUGACAGCCCUAAGCCUCCUGUCAGAGGUCGAGGUACUGAGGAGAAGGGUGGUGCAAAUGGAGGGGAAAGAUGAAGAGCUGAUACGCAUGGCGGACCAAUGUCGAGACCUGGACAGCAGACUAGCGAAGGAGACCAGCAACUGCCGUAGCCUGAAAGCUGAAGUGGAUAAACUCAACAGCAGAAUUAGUGAACUGGACAGGAUGGAGGAGGCUUUAGGCAAGAGCAAACAGGACUGCAGCAUCCUAAAAAACAGCUUGGAGCAAGAGAGACAGGUCAGCAAAAUGCUUUCUGAUGAACUUGACACUUUAAGGCUAAAGGUAAGAGAUCUAGAGGCUGUUGAGAGCCAACUGGAGAAGAGUGAAAUGGUCAUCAGACAGGAUCUUGGCAAGCUGAGGUCACUGACUGUAGCGUUGGUGGAGGACAGAAAAGCUAUGGCUGAGAGGCUCCGACAGGCUGAGGAAAAACUACAUAGGAAGGAGGGCAAAAGAAAUGAGCAUGGCAAUUUGGCCACAAUGACAGAAAAGCUGAGAGAGGACCGGCUGCAGGCACUGAGGUCUCAAGUGGACUUGGAAGAAACAAUAAAGAGCAUAGCAAAGGAAAAAGAUGAUCUCCUGGACAGUCUGAACAAAGAGGAGGAAAGAAACAGAGAACUACAGAAUAAGGUAACCAUAAUGAAGAAGAAGUUACAGGUCUUGGAGAACAGGAAAGAAAAAGAGGACAAAUACUCAUACAGCUCUAUCCCAAAUAACACUGCCUAUUACUGCCAAACUGAAGACAACAAAGUUAAAGAACUGACCCGUGAGUUAGAAAAGCUGCAAAAGAGACUCCAGGAUAAGGAAGUGCUGGAGGGAGAACUGAUGAAACUGGAAGAGGACUUUGAGUGUCUUGAAAAGAGGCUCCAUGAGGAACAGACGAGGACCCAAGCUCUAACAGAGGAGCUGGAGGUGACAAAGAGAGAGCUUUCAAGGUACGAGCAGGCAGAGAAGCAGGAGGUCAACCAGGAGCACCUUCUCCUUUGCCGCCUUCAGAAGGAGCAGGUUAAAUCUAGACUCUUAACCAGAGAAGUAGACAGCCUGAAAGAAAAACUCCAGAAGCUGAUGGGAACAGAAGAAUCCAUUUGCAGGAUGCAAGUGGACCAAUCCACACUGCAAAGAAAACUGAGCCAGCAAGAAGCCAAGAACAAAGAGCUGGCCAGAGAAAUGAAGGAUCUUACUGGUGAGCUAGACAGAUACAGACACAUCAAUAGUGUGAAACCCAGUGCCAGCAAACACACUGCAGUCCAUGAUCAGACCACCAGAGGGGUACAAACUGAACCUGCACAGAGCCUGCCUUCUGACUAUCGGAGACACAGCAAGAAACUAGAUGAACAAAAUGGUGACACAGACCCAAACCAUAAUGUAGAGAUCAUCAACAAAAGGAGCUCUCCUGUCAACAGCCUUAACAGCUUAAACAGUUCGAAUAACAACCUAAGCCAGGACAGCAGCCACUCAGGGGCAGAAAUGCACCCAACAAUUAAUGGAGAAGUUAUGAUGUUAACACACACACCAGGUCAGCCACUGCACAUCAAAGUAACACCGCAUCAUGUCCUCAACACAGCGAUGCUCGAGAUCAGUAGCCCAACUGGAGAGACAGCAUCAUCGUACACCAGCACAGCCCUAAUCCCGACGAGUGGAGCUUCACCCAAGCAGAGAAUUACCAUCAUCCAGAACCCUAAGACCCCCACUUCCAGCCCUGACCGUGCCAUCUCCCCCCUCGACGGAGCAAACAUGUCUCGGAUGUUGAGCCCAAAUUCCUCACGCUCUGUCACACCCGACCACAACAGCUCUCCUAUUCAGAUCGUAACUGUCAGGAGUUGCUCUCCGGAGCCAGCAGAGGUUACAGAUCAGACCAUUUUCUGCAAGACACCUGAACAGCAGAACGGCUGGCACCAUUCGAGGUCCAGUACCCCUGACUCAAGUCCCAGUAUCAUCACAACAGAGGACAGUAAGAUCCACAUCCAUCUGGGGAGCCCAUAUUUCCAGCCCCGACAUGGUAUGACCCACAACUUCCCACAGCCCAUUGGGCCAUACUAUGUUCGACAUGAACAAAGAACUCAAGUACUCACUAACGGCUGUCAUGUAAAAGGUGUUGGAAAGAUUACAAGUAGUAUCACUAUAUCCCCUGCUAGCUCGCCAGGAUCAUAAUCCUCAAAUGUUACAACAAGCGGCCUUUGUAUUUAGGUGAAAUACAAAUAUAUAAUAUGUAUUUUGCAAAAAAUAUGUCCUCAGUCAUCAUUUUAAACUCUACACAACCAAAAUAAUUCUGCAAAUGAAAAGUAUUUUGAUGUAUUUGAAUGUUUCGUCAUGUUUGUUUAAUGUGAGCCUUUGUAAAGCUUACUUUAUUUGAUUACUGUCUCAAGAUUUAUUGACUUUAACAACCCUUCAUUGUAUGUCAAGUGCCUGUCUAAGACAUAAGUGAGAUGUCAGUGUUUCAUUAACAUUCCUUUUUUUCCCUUGUUCAUUAAAAGUUAUCUUGUUUUCUAUGUAUUCAUACUGAAUACUUCUCAGAGGAACUGGGUCGCUUGCCAGUUUAAAUGCAAAACAGCUGGAUUUGGGAAAAAGUGAGUGCAAAACAGUGCUUUGAUGUUUGAUGAAUUACUGGAAGAAAAAAAAAAAGCUUUAUAUGUUUGCUGAGCUGGGUUCGACUCAAAAACCUUUUUUCCCCCUAAUGCAAGGAAACUUGGAACACUUGGUGAUGGAGGAGGUGUCCCGGUUUAAUUGUGAAUUGACCACUAAUUUACUUUUCAGUAAAUAUUGUGAACUGUAAUUGUUAUUAUUAGCAUUUAACUCAUUUCAAAGUGACAAGUGAUCCAAUUAAAUCGUUUAAAAAAGGUUUAAUAGAUACAUUUCCACGGCUUUCCUGUACUGUGAAAAUAAGCAAGACCCCCAAAGUAUUCAGCAUGUGUCUCCUCCUGUCACACAAAUAUCCCAAUGUAUAGAUUAAUGAGGCAUUGUGACACCAUACUGAUGUGCUUACUUUAUGAUUCUACAGCCUGUAUGAUGUAGACAAAAAGUAGUUUUGGUUCUCAAAGCUCCACUUAAAUUCAGCUAAACAAUAAUUCUGUUGUUUUCAAGACACCUAUUUAAGAUUCAGAUGAAGCAUACUAAAAAAAAGCAAGUGUACUGUUGAAAAAAGUAAUGGAAA
Molecule: messenger RNA, 4391 nt
Organism: Oreochromis niloticus (Nile tilapia)
Lineage: Eukaryota; Metazoa; Chordata; Actinopteri; Cichliformes; Cichlidae
Product: filamin A-interacting protein 1-like
Exons: 5
Coding region: 434-3391 (985 amino acids)
Source: RefSeq, a predicted model, not a curated record